Epithele typhae is the source of this 1866-nucleotide messenger RNA. RefSeq lists its product as uncharacterized. NCBI's taxonomy places the organism in Eukaryota, Fungi, Basidiomycota, Agaricomycetes, Polyporales, Epitheliaceae. The record is from RefSeq and is a predicted model, not a curated record. The transcript has 6 exons. Bases 1 to 1866 code for a protein of 621 amino acids.
AUGGCGAUGAGUGAGACGAAUAACGGGCCAGACAGACGUCUGGCCCGGGCCGCGAGGAGCCGUCAGGCUGGGUUUCAAACCCCGCCAAUUCUGGCGAGUGACCUGCAUCCCGGGCGUCCUCUCCUAUCCCCCUGGUCUCCUUGGGCAGACCAUCCACGUACGAAGCUGCCCCCCACCCCAGAGAUCAUGGAAAGCACACUUUGGUGCCAAAUCGUCGCUGUCGUUGACCAUCUCGAUGUCUUGGUGAAUCCGUGGCCCAACACCGACGUCGCCGCAGAAGAGAUGAACAAUCUUGUCUCAAGUCCUGGUCUCCUCGACGAUUCAGUGGGCAAACGCCUUGAGGAAGACGACCCCAUGUUGGUAUCAGGCCUCGGUGAGGGCGUCGACAUUUUCAUCACACUGCCCCCUACUAUUCCUGAAAUAACUUCCAAAAAGCAUUUCGACUCUAACAGGUGGGAACAGGAGGCCAUCGACCGGUUCUGGAAUGGACCCGAGAGCCCCUUCGAAGCCCGGGACGGCAUCGAGUACAUCCGUCCUGAUGUCAAACUUGUCGUUCCGACAAAAAAGGUGAUGAUCCGCCAGGAUUACAAGGAUAUUUGGGCCCAUAUGGCCUUGCAUCCCUCGGAGAGCAUUAUAGUCAUUGGCCACUCCGGAAUAGGUGAUUUCGCGCUAGUGGAUGCCGGCAACGGUCCGCCGCGCGGGGUGUUGGCUCUAGUUGACGGUUACGUGGGCGUUGGAGAACUUUGUAGUAGACUGCUCGGGAAUCCAACCAUCCUCUCCUGCUCCCCUCAACGACACCUUUACAAGGAGUUUCAGAAGCGGCAGAGAGCAACGUUUUGGGCAGCGAAGCUAUGGGAUAGGAACGAGAUCUUUCGACUUGGGCCGUUCCCAGAGGAAUUCUAUUCCCCGGUGGAGAUCAUGUUGUUGCUUGGACCCUGCGCUCGGAAGUGCGCUACGCUUAUCCGGCGGACUUCCCGGGGGUCCAAGAUAGAUAUCGGUGAAGCUGUGGCCAAAAUGCAACCCUAUGGUCCUGCUGCGACCUUACUUUCCUAUACUGAUCUUCUCCCCAUCCUCGACGUCGACGUCGAUGGAUGUGACGACCAUUUCUUCAUGCAGCCCACCGUUACGGGACCCCGGACUUCACUGUCCUUGGAAGCCGUGGCCACAUGCAUCAUCCCCACCGACUUCCUCUUCGUGCGCGUCAUCAAAGUUGUCAUCGAAAGCGGACUCGCUCAUCGUGAAAAGAUGUUACGAGCUCUCAAACCUCUAUCGGCUAUCUCCGACUACGCUUUCAAGACUUUGGCCCUCGCAUGGUGCAUUUCUGACCACCUCAUCUGUCAGAUCGACGGAAAGGAGGGGGACUUCGUCCUUUCUGAUGUGAUGACCCACUCCUUCGACGACUUGCCGAUUCUUGGCGACCAAGCUGACGACCUGAUGUUCGUCUGUCCCGAGAACUUCUCUACGGUCGACGCCUUUGUCGUGAGCGCGGACCGCUCCCACAUCGUAUUCCUCCAGGCUACCAUCGCCACCAGACACCCAUUGAAACCAGGCGGCGUUGGUCAAGUCCUUCUGAAGUUACUCGAGCACGGUGUUUCGUUCACGCAGGAGACACGCUUCUCGUUCAUCUUUGUCGUCGCCAAGGACACCGACGGCCAGGUGCUUACAGACCACUUCAACGGGGUCAAGGGAUUCUCCCAAUAUUCUCCAGAAAAGAGGACCCACGAUAACCUGGUUCCCGGGAGGUACCAAGUCGAGGUCGGGUACGCAGUUGCCGCGAAACACACCUUUGAUAGACACCAGGCGAGGGACCUCGACAUCAGCCUGUUCCCGCGUGAAGCUUUGAUCGAACCGGAGGCUGUGGAGUAG